ACGGCGGCGGGGGGUUCCUGAGCAGCGGGAGCGAGCGGCGGUGCCGGGCGCGGCUGGCGGAGGCGGCGGAGGCGGCGGGGCGGCGGGGGGGGGCGAUGGCGGCGGCGGCGGCGGUGCUGGUGCCGCUGUGCUCGGUGCGCGGCCGCCCCGCUCUGCUCUUCACGCUGCGCUCCCGCCUCCUGGGCGGCCCCCACAGCGGCGAUGUCAGGUACCGGCGGCGGGGAACGGGCACCGGGACCGGUCCGGCGCUGAACGGCGCCGUUGCCUCUUGCAGCUUUCCCGGGGGGCGGCGGGACCCGGCGGACGGCGACGCGGUGGCCACGGCGCUGCGGGAGACGCGGGAAGAGCUGGGGCUGGAGCUGGGAACCCCGAGCGUCUGGGGGCAGCUGCGGCCGCUGCCCGACCGGCAGGGACUGAUGGUGGCUCCCGUCGUGGCCAACCUGGGGCCCCUGGAGGACUUGACGCUGACCCCCAACCCUGACGAGGUGGAAGAGGUCUUCACCCUGCCCUUGGCUCACCUCCUGCGGGAGGAGAACCAGGGCUACACCCACUUCCGCACCGCCGGCCGCUAUGGCUACACCCUGCCCGUCUUCCUCAACGGCCCCCAUAAGGUCUGGGGGCUGACGGCCAUCGUCACCGAGCUGACCCUGGAGCUGCUGGCGCCCGAACGUUACCGCAGGAAGACCCACGUGCCGGCCCGCAGCCCCUUGGCCCGGCGCCUCGAAGGGAGCUCGACCUGACACGGGGGGGGGGACAAGGUGGCCCCUGCCUGUCCCGGGCACAGGGUGGUGUAUUUUUUUGGGGGAAGCAUGGGACACACUGUACAGGCGGAGGGAGCUCUCCCUCGGCUGUGUACCUGUAGGUUGACCUUGCUGCACACACAGAGAUGGGCGGGAGGGGGCUGCUGUGGGGAAACCACACUGACCCCCCCCCGCCAUCGGUGCUGCUGUCGGGAAACCGCCCCCCCCCCCAUGGGUGCUGCUGCCUGCCGGGAUCCACGCGACAACGGCCGAUGUCAGAUACUGUGAGUUAGUAAAAAAGCCAUGUUUUGAACCACGUGUG
Grus americana (Whooping crane) is the source of this 1062-nucleotide messenger RNA. RefSeq names its product nudix hydrolase 8 (gene NUDT8). The record is from RefSeq and is a predicted model, not a curated record. Lineage: Eukaryota; Metazoa; Chordata; Aves; Gruiformes; Gruidae. The transcript is spliced from 3 exons. Bases 96 to 740 code for a protein of 214 amino acids. Gene Ontology annotation, molecular function: coenzyme A diphosphatase activity.